AUGGUCCCGCCAAUAGCUCGAGGUAAAAAGAAUGCGAAAAAUCCGCCAAUUUUUAGCCACGAAUUCAUCAUUCAGAAUCAUGGGGACAUCGUCUCCUGCUUGGCCAUGAUUGCUGUUUCAGGAUUGUUCUUCGAGUCUUCAAGUCCACUAGCCAUAGUUUUUAUUGCUCUACAACACAAUGUCACUUUGAAUGUGGAUAAAAUACCCCCUCUCCUGCCACCUCACUCUCUCACUUAUACGAAUGGCCUCAAAGAUAUCUUCACUAUCUUCUUUUACACCCUCAUCUGCAUAGUUGCACAUGCUGUCAUCCAGGAGUACAUACUUGAUAAACUGAACAGACGAAUGCAUCUGUCGAAGUUGAAGCACAGCAAGUUCAAUGAAUCUGGCCAGCUCCUGGUCUUCUACGCUGCUUCUGCUGUAACAGGUUACUAUAUACUGAUCAAAGAGGAUUAUUUGAGUCGUAUCAGCGGACUGUGGGAUGCUUACCCCCAUCUAUAUAUGUCUUUCUGGGUCAAGUUAUACUUCAUCUUGCAAAUAUCCCACUGGGUGCACUGCUACCCCGAGCUCUACUUUCAAAAGGUCAAAAAGGAGGAAAUAGUACAACGUUUGCAGUACUACACAAUAUACCUGACAUUCAUCACUGUAUGCUAUAUCCUCAACCUGUCGCUGCUUGGCCUACUGCUGCUCACGAUACAUUACACUGCUGAAUUUCUCUUCCACCUAUCAAGGCUUCUCUACUUUGCUGAGAAGGAGAGCCUGGCCAAUAGCGGCUUCAAAGUUUGGAAUGUUGCGUUUGUAGUCACUCGAUUGGCAACCAUCACUCUCUCCAUACUAACUCUUUGGUACGGACUGUCGAAGACCAGUGUCCACGUCGUUGAUUGGUCGACUGGUAACUUCAACACCUUCUUCAUAAGAGUUAACUGCCUGGUUGCCUUGUUCCUGUUGCAGGCAUACAUAAUGUGGAACUUCAUUACCUUCCAUCUGAGGAGGUUCCGUGAGAAAAAGGACAUCUCCCCUCAGAGUCAAUCAGCUGGUACAGCGUCCGGCAAGAAGCAGGCCCCAUCUUCUUCCUCUUCGUCCUCUCCAGUUCCGGGCAGUGGCAAGAAGCAGAAGAAAAAAGGUUGUUGUUGUUGUUGUUGA
This is a messenger RNA of Helobdella robusta, 1140 nucleotides long. RefSeq lists its product as hypothetical. The transcript is spliced from 11 exons. NCBI's taxonomy places the organism in Eukaryota, Metazoa, Annelida, Clitellata, Rhynchobdellida, Glossiphoniidae. The record is from RefSeq and is a predicted model, not a curated record. Bases 1 to 1140 code for a protein of 379 amino acids. Gene Ontology annotation, biological process: protein insertion into ER membrane; SRP-dependent cotranslational protein targeting to membrane, translocation. Gene Ontology annotation, cellular component: endoplasmic reticulum membrane.